AUCAGAAAACAUGUUCAAUAAAUUAUGUUGAACUAUUUAGCUGAGUAAAUCAAACCCCAACAAUGUGAAUUGAUAAAUUUAAAAUGAUAAAUAUCCAAAGGUCAUUUCAUGUAAAAGAUUGUCGCAGGUAUUUCUCGCGUCCCAUCAAAUGAAGUUAUUAAUUUUUAGUUAAUUGUAAUAUUCACCUUUAAUAUAAUAAUGAGUUUAAUCUCGACUGAUGCCGGUCCUGCCGAAAUCCUUAGAGCAUCACAAAAAGAUAUUUCAUAUGUCAAUAAUCUACAGCAGAAUGUCUUAGAAAUAUACAGGCACUUUUUUGGAUCUAGAUCCGUAAUAAUAUAUUCACCAUACAUAAAAUUAAUAACAGAAAUUUCUUACUAUGGGUACCUGGCAUUGUGCAACUUGCAAACACUUGGUGAAGAGUACACUGGUAUUAUGCAAGUUGAUCCUUCCUUUAUAACAAUUCCUAGUAAACAGCUUCACUUCUUGAGUAUACUUCUGCAAUGUGGUGGUGAGAGACUUUUCAGAAAAAUCAUUUUAAAUUCACAACGCAGUUUGCAGAAUAAUAAACAAUUACAGCCUAGAAUUAGACACAUUAUUUUAAACCUCCUGUCUGCCCUCAUCAAUUUACAACCAUUUUUUCAAGAAUUUCACAGAAGCUUGUUCUUUUUAGCAGGUGGUCAUUUUCACAUAUCCAAACGCAUUACGGGUAUUAAUUACAUCCUCGUACGACACUGGAUGAAAAAUCAUAAUUUUGAACGAGGUUUUAAAUUACUUGGAAUAAUCACAAUGGUUCACUCAUUGAUAAAUGCUGUUAAAAUUGCCAAGGAAUCAAAAAAUUGUUUAACACUUGAAUGCACUUUAGAGAAUGAAAAAAAUAUUAGUCAAGAUGAACAGGAGAGCAACAAUAGUUGCAAAUGCACACUGUGUUUAUGUGCAGCAAAAAAUACAUGUGCACUUACAUGUGGCCAUAUUUUUUGUAAAGAUUGCAUAGAUGAUUGCUUAAAUACUAAACCAGAAUGCCCGGUAUGUCGGGAACCAAUGUCCAGAUUACAUAUUAUACAUCUGCAAAAUCUUGUUUAAUUGUAUAUUUGAUAUAUUAAAAAUUAUAUACAGAAGAACCUCGAUUAUCCGGACCUCAGUUAUACAGAUUCGCGAUUAUCCAGACUACCAACUGCGACAGAGUUAUAUGUAUGUACAUACCUACAAUUCGAAUUUUUGCACGAUUUAUGUCGCAGUUUGUAUAUGUAUGUAAUAUAAUCUAAGAAAAUAUAUAUGUACAUACACAAGAAAAUUUGUAAAUUGUUUAAUCUGGGUUCUACUGUACCAAAAUAC
Messenger RNA from Ctenocephalides felis (cat flea), 1332 nucleotides. RefSeq names its product peroxisome biogenesis factor 10 (gene Pex10). Gene Ontology annotation, molecular function: zinc ion binding. NCBI's taxonomy places the organism in Eukaryota, Metazoa, Arthropoda, Insecta, Siphonaptera, Pulicidae. Gene Ontology annotation, biological process: protein import into peroxisome matrix. The coding region runs from base 199 to 1080 and encodes 293 amino acids. Gene Ontology annotation, cellular component: peroxisomal membrane. The record is from RefSeq and is a predicted model, not a curated record. The transcript is spliced from 3 exons.